UGUAGUUAGUCCUUUCCUCUCCACUCAAAGCUGCCGUGUGUCCGAGUCCAGGCUACAAAGUAGCUUCGACUUCUUCAGUCAUGGCUGACCAGGCUUUUGUGACGUUGGCUACCAAUGACAGCUAUGCUCGGGGUGCCAUGGUUUUGGGCAAGUCCCUCCGCAACCACAAUACAUCCAGGAAACUGGUGGCACUCAUUGGUCCACAGAUGUCAGAGCCUUGCCAGACCGUGCUGAAACGGAUCUACGAUGAGGUUAGGCUGGUGGACGUCCUGGACAGCGGCGACACGGCGCACCUGGCCAUGAUGAAGAGGCCUGACCUGGGCGUCACCUUCACCAAACUCCACUGCUGGACCCUCACACAUUACUCCAAAUGUGUUUUCAUGGAUGCAGACACACUGGUGCUUUCAAAUAUAGAUGAGCUGUUUGACAGAGAAGAAUUGUCAGCUGCUCCCGACCCUGGCUGGCCUGACUGCUUCAACUCCGGUGUGUUUGUUUUCCGUCCUUCUAUGGAGACUUACGGCAAACUGCUUCAGUAUUGCACAGAACACGGCAGCUUUGACGGAGGAGACCAAGGUGUUUUGAAUGGUUUCUUCAGCGACUGGGCAACAGCUGACAUAUCAAAACACCUCCCCUUCAUCUACAACCUCAGCAGCAUAGCCAUCUACACUUACCUUCCAGCCUUCAAGCAAUAUGGUGGCAAUGCCAAGGUGGUCCACUUCCUGGGAAAGACCAAGCCGUGGAGUUACACAUUCGACACCAAAUCCAAACAGAUGACGGGAAGUGCACAGGAGGCCACGGCACACCCCACCUUCCUUGUGGAGUGGUGGACCCUGUUCUCCAGCGCUGUGGUGCCCAUGCUGCAGGAGCAAUACGGAGACCAGCCUUUCUACUCCGGAUGUGUGGAGUCCCGGUACAGUGACACGGUCACUUUUGAGAGUGCACAGGGUACGAACGAGGCUCCUUUUGCGCAAGCACUCGAGCCUCAGAUGUCCUCAGAAGAACGGAAGCAGAAAUGGGAGCAAGGGCAAGCAGACUACAUGGGAAAGGACUCAUUUGACAACAUCAAGAAAAAGCUUGAUACUUUUCUCAAAUAAAGAAGCAGGGAAACGGGAUAUCAAAAGAGCGCCUGAGUUUAACAAACUGGCACCACAGGUAUUUCAAGAAAAUACUGUAAAACAGCUUGCAUUUGUCCCUCCCUAGCUGUCUCUCAACUACACCAGUCGAGUCACUCCCUCCACCAGCAUUACCCCCAACCAAACUCCAAAGACAGCGCCGUUUAAAUGUUAAAUAAAAACUUAAAUAAUGUGAACGGCUUUAAUCGUCUAUGCAAGCCUGUUAUUCAGUUCACCCUUCCACAGGUGUCUGUUCUCCUACACUGUGAAGAAUCAGCAAAGAUUUAAGAUGACAUGAAUAAAAAAAAAUUACAAAAUUCUUUUUUUUCAUGUCAGGGCUCUUUUUGUUAAAAGGAAAUGUAAACAAGAGCUAAACGGAGUCAAUAGUAACUGUGUGUAAGAUUAGCAAUCACUUACAUAAACAUUCUUCAUUAUUUCUUUUUUUUUUUUUACUAUAAAGUCAUCUAGCAGUCUUCUGAGCAUUAAUAAUAAUUCCUUUCUCAGUUUUGUUUCUUGGGCUUUUGAACUGAAACAGCCUUUGUUUCACAUAGAUUUGAAAAACCUGUUUACAGCACCUUUUGACGGCCAUAGUAUGGUCAUUUAGCCAUACAUAUUUACUAGGUCCUCCAUGCCUUAGUGUCUUGCUCUGUCUUUAUUUCCAUCAUCCCAUCAGUUCUUAACUAGCAGCUUCUCUGUAGGACUUUAGAUUUUUAACUUUCUAGUGUUUAUUUGAUCACGAUGUUGGUUGCACCACAAAAUCUUUCAUGUGGAAAUAAUAAAAACAUCAUUUAAAGUUAAAA
Molecule: messenger RNA, 1912 nt
Organism: Plectropomus leopardus (leopard coralgrouper)
Lineage: Eukaryota; Metazoa; Chordata; Actinopteri; Perciformes; Serranidae
Product: glycogenin-1-like
Molecular function (GO): glycosyltransferase activity
Source: RefSeq, a predicted model, not a curated record